GGAGAGGAGGAAGGUCGUGGAGAGGAAAAGCUACUAUAGAGGUCCCGUCUGGCCGCCGCUCCCUCUCUUCCCAAAUCAGCGGAACCUUGACCUCGCCGACAUGGAGACGGAGAUGGAGGUGGAGGCGGAGUGGAUCGGCGGCCUGGACGAGAUGGAGGCGGGGACCGCGGGAAAGGGGGUCGUCCUCCCAGAGAACGCCGCCGACCUCGACGAGAUGGAGGCGGAGGGGACCGCCGACGGCGGAGCGACAGGGACGACGGAGGAGAAGGAGUGCUGGGAGUACGAGGCAGAGUGGGAGUACGAGCAGGCCCUCACCUUCCGCGAUAGCUGGAUUUCCAUCUGGGGCGACCAAUUCGGCUCCUUCGAGGAAACCACCGCCAUUCAGCCCAUGCGCUACACGGACGCAGAGGCUCCAGGGGGCUACGCCCAGCCCCUCGAUUCCCUGCAGAUCUACUCCAUCAAAGUCGCGGACAUCAGAGGGGGCCUGCGUUGGCCCAUCCAUGUCUACGGCAUGAUCGCCGCGCGCGACGUCGUCGACAGAAACCGCAACAUCGUCUUCCACCGCUCCAGGGAUCACUGCCAAACCCUCACCAAAGAGGAUUCGUGCUUGGUAAUGACAGGUCCUACCCGUCCCAUUGUUAUGUUGGGUGCCAUGAACUUUGAGAUUACGCUAAAAGUGAAGGAAGGCAGCACGGAGUCUAGGGAUAAAGUUUUAAGCUUCCUGGCUGUUCCUCAUGACACUGUUAACUGUUUGGAGCUCUCCUGCGCAACAGAUAGGAAAUACAUCAGCAAGCUCAGCACACUGGAGUUUACAAUGAGUCAAAUUGCUCGCUCCGUGGAGGCGACAAUCAGCGUGCAAAUGGUCGAUGGGUCGUCAUGGCCACACGGUGUCCGAGGUGAAUUUUCCGCCUGUACCACCAGUAUGGCCGACAGGAAAGUAGUUCUACUCGAUUCUGGAAGCGAGAAGGAAGUGGAGGUUGGUGCAGAUGGCAUGAUCCAGCUAUCUAGGUGUGUCGCUUCCGUCGAAUUCACCGGAGAGCUGAAGGUUUGUGUGGUUGCAUGGUGGCAAGGCGAGGUGAAACCCAAGAAAGCUUGGAAGGUUUUCAAGCCCAAGAAAGCUGGUAGGAACUAUGGCACCUUCAAUCUUGGCCGCGCGUGUAAGGUGAAAGUCACCGUUGCCUGGUCGCUUCUUUCCUACUAUCCGGUUAACCGCCCCAAUAGUCCUUACGGUUCACUGGCUUUACUCAGGGAGGCAGAGGGACAGAGUACUGUCUAGCAGUGUUAGAGUUGUGAUAUACUUCUGGUGCGCCUUGUUCGGGCGUUGCAUGAACACAUGAAGUUUAGAUUGUACUAGUAGUAAUCAUGUGUUGUAGUUUCUUCGAAUCCCAUGGCCAACUUUGUGUGGAUGCGAAGAAGCGCUAUGGGUUGAGUUGCUUUGGUGGCGUCCAUCGUUUGCAUGGACAAGUGUGGUGCCAAAAUGGUCGUUUACAAAAUGAAGAAGAAUUUGUAGGUCCCCGCAACUUUCAUAAGUCCUUUACUGAGCUACCAUGUUCUACUUUGGAUAA
Triticum aestivum (bread wheat) is the source of this 1565-nucleotide messenger RNA. RefSeq lists its product as uncharacterized. NCBI's taxonomy places the organism in Eukaryota, Viridiplantae, Streptophyta, Magnoliopsida, Poales, Poaceae. Bases 101 to 1276 code for a protein of 391 amino acids. The transcript is spliced from 3 exons. The record is from RefSeq and is a predicted model, not a curated record.